This is a messenger RNA of Biomphalaria glabrata, 6202 nucleotides long. RefSeq names its product 26S proteasome non-ATPase regulatory subunit 10-like. Bases 857 to 1654 code for a protein of 265 amino acids. The record is from RefSeq and is a predicted model, not a curated record. Gene Ontology annotation, molecular function: protein binding. The transcript has 2 exons. Gene Ontology annotation, cellular component: nucleus; cytoplasm. Lineage: Eukaryota; Metazoa; Mollusca; Gastropoda; Planorbidae.
AUGAGGAACUUGAACGUUUUCUGAACUGUUUUGAAAAGUUCAUUUACUCUAGAUCUUUUAUAUUCCUACCGGAAGUAAACUUUUUUUUUAUAAGAUAAGGUCUUAUUAUAUGUGUUUUAAGAGCUCUCGAUUUACUCUUAUUUACUCACCCAUUGGAUUGGGGACCAUUUUAUUUGGAGAUUCUCGGGCCCCCUGGACCCACCCCUUUGAGCCUGUGAUAGUGUAUGUGACCUUUGUUUCCUCCUAACUUGCUCCAAUGCAAAUUUCUGUUGUCGAAUAUGCAAAUAAAAAAGUUCAUUUCUAGAUUGUGAUCAUGGAGUGUGUUCUCUCUUGUCUCGGGUUUUAACGAGUUACUUGGCCACGCCCAUCGCGCCUUAGGUGCUUUUGUCAAAGACUGUUUUGUGACAUCUCUCUCUCUCUCUCUCUCUCUCACACACACACACUCUCCCCAUUCCGUGUCGCGAUAUGUGAAUGUAACGCCUAAAUUGAACUGAAAGAACGCACAGAGAUAUAGAUCAGUUUUCGUUUCUUGGAAAAGGUCACAGAACGGUUGCAUUAAUUGAAAGCUCGUCCAAUCGAUGAAACAUGUACAAAGUUUUGAGGGAUCUUGACAGAGAGUAAUCCUCUUAACAUUCGAAAUGGGGUCGCUGGGGUGGGGAGGGUCGUGACAGAACACGUUUUUUUCUUAAUGGAAUUCGUACCGCAAGGCUGUAAGAUCCUUUGUUGGUAAGCAAAAGUACUUUGUGAUGUGCACAUCUUUAAAGUUGCUUACAUUUUGGGAUGUGAACAUCUUUAACGCUUUUAUUUCUAGUAAGUCUACAUUUUAUUGCAGAAAGAAUAAAUACAACAGAAACGCAUGCUCUCUAUCAGCGUCUGCUCGGGGCCAAGGUCAAGGUCAAGCAUGAAAGCGGACUCAGACGGGCACGAGUCUGCUGUUCAGUUCAUGGGCUUCCUCCGGAAGGACGAGGACACGCUGACGGAGGUCACCAGGUCCUUGGCGAAAAAGGACAAGGCGUUCAUCCAGGAGAUGUUCACCACGCGGGUGGACGAGUGGACGCCCCUGCACGCCUGCACCCUCCGGGGAGCGAGGAAGCUUGUCAAGAUCGCCCUCAAGGCCGGUGUUAACCCCAACAUAGAGAUGGGCGUCCCUGACGGGCUCCCUGGACGAUGUUCGCCCUUGCACCUUGCGGCUUACAGGGGCGACGUCAGCAUAAUCCAGCUGCUGAUUCAGUUCGGCGCUCAUCUCGAGAAGAGGGACAGCAAGAACUACACGCCCCUGCACUACGCCGUUUUAAAGAGGAACACUUUAGCUGCCAGGAAGCUCUUGAAGUUCGGCGCUGAUGCCUCUGUCUUGACGCUGGAGGAGCGAAUGUUCUACAGGGAUGACAUUGACUCCAAGAGUUCCGGCGUGCUCUGCGUCCCCGUAAAAGCCACUUCCAAAACGAACUCCAAAUUCUCCGACGUGCCGUCUUCAAACUCAAAGCGUUCGGGCACCACCGCUUCGUCUUCGAGAUAUCCGGAAGUCGGCUCUUCGCACUCAAAAUACUCAAGCGUCAGCGCCACGAACUCUAAGUACCCAGGAGUAAGCUCUUCGAAGUAUGCAGGAGUUGGCGCUGCGUCCUCCAAAGACAGAUCCAGGUCCAAGGUGUCUUAACGGAAUGUGUUGCUAUAGCAACCUGAUAGUGUUAUGUUAAUGUACUUGUGAAACGCCUGCAGAACUCAACAAGUAUUCCAGGUGUUCUGCACACUCCGCCUCUGUUCCGCCCAGUGAUGACAAUUUUUCUGUUUUGUAAAUAUAUAUAGGCAUGUGCGCGUUAUCAUCAUAUUAAUUCUGAAAAGUUUUAUUUUCUGUUACUAUGGUAACGUUGUUAAAUGGAAGACAAAUGGCAUCAAAUAGCCAUAAGACAGUACAGCCUUGACCUUGUUUUCUAUAUCAACUAUGAUUUGAUUUAUCAAUGUUACACCCCCAAAUGACCCCACCCCAUCCUGCCUUUUUUUUUCCUCUUUUUUUUUAAACAUUCCAAAAAACAUUAUUAGCCUUAUUUUUUAAUAUUUUUUUAUUUAUAAAUAUUCUAUAUACCAUUUUUGUAUAUAUAUAUACACCGAUGAAUAUUUACGAUUUCUUCAAGUUAUUUAUAACAUCAGGUGAUUCGAUCAGCUGAUCCAUUCACUUAUUGGAAAAUAAUUAAUCUUGCUUUGGAUAGUCAACAAACUUUUAUCUUAUCUUAUCUUAUAUAAUACAGACUUUUAGGAUGAUGACAUGGCUGAGAAACUACUAAUUAGAAAUGCUACAGCGCUCUAGUUAAUUGACAGUGAAAUAGGCUCUCACCAAACGUCAGGGUGUUCCACGGGUUCUUGCCCUAGCUAUAACACACCGAAAUAACUGGGUCAGAUAGCUAAACACAAACUUUAGUGUUCCUUCAUUUCAUAAUACGCUGUCCUGGUGCGAACGUACACACAUCCGGUUAUUCGAUCAUACAUUCAAACUGACACAUACAAGUGAAAAUUGAUUGUACACUCAUAUGAGCAGUCAUCCGCGACAACACGAUUUCUUUGGAAAAAAAAAAAGUUCUUUAAAGCAUGAAAUAAUUAUUCUCUUCAUAAUUUUAACAUUUUCAUCUUCAUCAAAUGCUUGUUAUGGAAGGUCGCGUUCUUUUUUCUGUAUUCGUACAAUGUCUAUAGGAUAAGCACAUAUUGGUGUUGCAAAAUAUAUAGGUCAAAGCUGGGUCUUUGUGGCCUAGUAAUAGACUGCAUUCUUCUUGAUAGACUUGGUUGCGUGGUCAUGUGUUGUGCGCCACGAUUGUCCUGAGUUCAAACCCCAUAGCAUUCUUCCCUCAUUUUUCCUGAGGGGGGAUUUGAAAUGUAAGGGAGGAACGGUCGAAACUUAUAAACCAGACUUUCGACUUACUAGGGGAAAUGUUGUUUUUGUUUAAAUAUAGAGAGUUAAAUGAAAGAGAUACGUAUUCUGGUUUGUCUACUUUCACUUUCGAUGUCCUACACGACUCUAACUUCAAUGUCCUACACGACCCUACCUUCAAUGUCCUACACGGCUCUACUUUCAAUAUCCUACACGACUCUACUUUCAAUGUCCUACACGACUCUACCUUCAAUGUCCUACACGACUCUACUUUCAAUGUCCUACACGACUCUACUUUCAAUGUCCUACACGACUCUACCUUCAAUGUCCUACGCGACUCUACCUUCAAUGUCCUACGCGACUCUACCUUCAAUGUCCUACACGACCCUACCUUCAAUGUCCUACACGACUCUACCUUCAAUGUCCUACACGACCCUACCUUCAAUGUCCUACACGACUCUACCUUCAAUGUCCUACCGUUAGUAUCUUCCAGUCGUUUUCUUUUUCGCCAUCUUCUAUUUCCUGACAUUUAAAAACUUCGUCUCCAACCUGAUAAGCACAAUGUGAUAGUCAUCCCCGGACACCAUACGUAAAAUACCCAUUGUGAAGAACAUGGUAUUGUCCUGUUUGCUGUAUUUUUUUUUUUACAAUCAUUUAUUGUAUGUAUGUAUGUAAGUGUAUAGUAGUACAUACAACGCAUAUUAAAGCCAUUGUUUUGAUUGUUUAUGCCGCAAUAUAUUGUAAAUUACAUUUUGUAUUCGAUUAUUGUAAUUCAUGUAGAUUCGCUCCUUUUCUUUUAAACUAUAUUCGAUUACUCUCAUAUCAUUAAUAUUACUGCUGCUUUCAUUCUCUAAUUUUAUUCUUUAAAUGUUAGUUAUAAAUUUGGUUGAUAUAUUUUUAAUUUUUUAGUUCAAAUAAAUGUUUGAGUUUCAGUGGGAGGCGUAUAUACGCGAUGAACUAGAAAGGAUUAAAUUAUUGUGGCUACUACAUCUAUCACACAAGGUGUCGCGGAAUAUUCUGUCACGAUAUACACAAUAGUUACAUAAAUUAUAGAUUUUAUAUAGCGCUACUUUCAUGCUUAUAGCAUGUUCAGAGCGCUUUGGUCCAAUCUCAUUUGUGGACCAGUGGGGGGGAUGGGGUAUCUGGGAGAAGGUUUUCCGUGCUGCCUUUAGACGCUCAGUAAACACAACUCUGCUCGAGUCGGGUGUCGAACCUCGAGCCCGCUUCAAGUUCAAGCGUACUUAGCCUCUCGACCAGGCUUCCCACAUAUACAAUAAUGUUUGCAGACACUAAGGUUAGAUUUCUGCAAUAAUUAAUAGACCGACAGACCCAUUUUUUUUUCUCUCUCUGUGUUGACAUUGAAUGAUCAACACUUUUAACUGGAUAAAGAGAUUAAAGAGAAGACUUAAUGAACUAAGAAUGUGAUUAUUUGAUCAUUCUGUUUCUCCAUUCCUUGUUCUAUGUCUUAGCCAGGGCUAGAUAAUAGCAUUAAUCGCAAUUGACUUGUAAGAUAAGGAGUCUAUAUAUCCAAUAAACUUGAUAUAGCAAAAGAAAAAGGCUGCCCAUUGAUACAAGUGGAGACUAGUGUUGCUUUUGUUCUAUAAGCUCUCAUCGGAGUGCAAUUUGAAUUAAUUAUUUUAGAAUUCGACAUCAAUUAACUUUUUUUAUAUUUUUUUUAAAAUACAACGCUACUGUGUUUAAUAUAGUCCUCCCUAAUAUUAGACGCUUGUAUAAUCUAAUUCUAAUAAAUCUAGCUGUCACCAACCUAUGUACAUAGCAUCGUGUUAACAUUUCAUAUCAGGGUCACCUGUUACUGUGAUGAACCUAAACAGUUCAAAGGUCAACAUCGGGUCAACUAUGCAUUUUUGUUUUGUUUACCUUGCCUUUUGUUGCAAAUGAUUAAUUAAACACAAUUUCGUAGAUGAAUAGAGGAUAGCAGUUGGAUGUUAUUUGUUGAAUUAUGCUGCAUAAUAAUGUGAAUACUUGCCUAAUUUAUACUGUGAGUUGUUUUUUUUUUUUUAAUAAAUUAUUGUAUUACUGAUAUGCUCAUGUGGGAGGUGAGGCAUUAUGGGAAUGAGUGGAGGCUAGAGGUCAGGCAGGAUAACUCUUGUUUACAUUUGUAUUUUCUUGUUGUUGAAAUAGCCUUUUAAGGUUCAAAAGUUAUUGUGACCUUUGUAAACUAAAAUAUCGUAUUGUAAAAAAAGUUCAGGGCCUGGCAGGGCAGGUAUCAGUGUUACAGGUUGUGAUGAAUGCAGUAUUAUCUCAAAUUUAAUACGGAAAUAUAGCUACCAGCUAGUCCAGUUAGGAUUAAAACCAUUAGCAUUUUAAUAUUAAAUUCUCCCAGAAAAUUUUGACCAGCAUUCAUGCUGUUAUGUAUGCACUCUGGCCUGGAGUCUAGAAAGUCCCGAGAUCGAACUCUUCAUGGAGAUCUGUGCUAAACGUAAUAAUCUUCAUUUCAGAAAGAAGAGAAAAAAAAAUUUCCCACAAAUAGGAAAUAGACACGUUUAAAAAAAAAAUGGAUUGUCAGAAAAUAAUAUGAACUCUCCCUCUUUCCCCGUUCCAGGCCAGAUUGGGCAGCACUGUAACCAAAUCAACACUUCACUUGGAAUUUUUUUUUAAUUUUUAAUUCACUCAUUUUCUGUACGGGCAACUCUAACACCAGGAAGUAGUCUUAUUUAGUAACAACCGCUCGACUGUGGAAAUAUUGUAAUGCCAUUUUUUCUUAUUUUAGAGAAACAUAUUUAUGUAUUCAUGUAACCUUAGAAUUAAAGAUUUUAUGUGGCGUAGCGGUCCAGUAAUGCUACUUAGACUUAAAGUGUUGUAAAUUUUAUGAAAAAAAAAUAUCCUAAAAUUAGUUUAAUAUCAAAUUUGACGUCUACUUCCUAAAAAAAUGAAAGCUGUGAUAUGUUUUUGACAUUUGAUUUCAAAUUUCUAAAAAAUUAACAUUUGUUAGGAUUAGGGUAUCACUACCUCUUUAUCAACACGUGAUGCGCUUGACAUCUAUGGCUAUUUGGCUGACCGAUUUAGGUCAAGGAAAGACACCUAGUUGUAUCCUGCUCAAUAGCCUCCAAUCAUUCAUUACACCAAUUGAGCAAAUAGUCUCAGAUUAGAUUUUUUCCCCCCGAAUGCUGUAAAUAUAGUUCUGGCAUUUCUUUCAGACAUAUUCCAAAAUCGAAGGUUAGUUUCGUAUAUGAUUUCUACUUGCUAAAUAAAACCCGCUGUAAUAAUUUUUUUUCUUGCUUUCUUUUAUCCUCGCUACGUCACAUAGUAUCCACAGUAUGUUUGUACGUAUCAUAGAUGUAUAUCUGAUGACAAUAAAGCCAAUAAUUUAUUUUGUUUACUAUA